Spathaspora passalidarum NRRL Y-27907 is the source of this 4680-nucleotide messenger RNA. It is a transcript of the gene SRB8, whose product is annotated as Srb8p. The coding region runs from base 1 to 4680 and encodes 1559 amino acids. Gene Ontology annotation, biological process: regulation of transcription by RNA polymerase II. Lineage: Eukaryota; Fungi; Ascomycota; Pichiomycetes; Serinales; Debaryomycetaceae. Gene Ontology annotation, molecular function: transcription coregulator activity. The transcript has a single exon. The record is from RefSeq and is a predicted model, not a curated record. Gene Ontology annotation, cellular component: mediator complex.
AUGUCUAAGCCAAGAAGUAGGAACAGUCUAUUGUCUUCACACAACAGGACAUCAUAUUCCAAUUCCACCAAGGAUGAAUUGCUAGCUAUGAAAUAUCAGAUGGAUAAACCGGCCCUACCGUUAUAUCCAUUGAGCGAUUUGAACACCAACAGUAGUUCCGACACAGAUUCUUCCAAACGAGACCACGAAGAGCAUGAAACCACAUAUCCCGAUUUCAAACCAUGGAAGGACCAUACCCAACUAGCCGGUGAUAAACAAGAGCAGGAGAUACAGAAAAUGAGCAACACCUCGUUCUUGAACAAAGGUUAUUUCGAAGCUCCGCAAGUGUCGAACGAGUAUUACUCAGCUCGGAACUUGAUCCAGGCUACCGUGUUUUCGCUGACUGAUAAUUGUAACUAUGUCUUGCGUGAAUUGUCACAGCAUUUGGCAAAUGCAUACAAGACCAGAAAUGAAGUAAUAAACAAGAUCAAGUACGAUUCCAACAAUUUCAGAAUCCCACCAAGAGUCACGUUGACAGCCACCAAGAAAGAAGCGUGGUUGAAGGAUUUGGGCAACUCGAAUAUACCCAUUAUGAAAAUAGGCGAAAAGAUACCUCAUGGGAUAAGAAACAAGGUCUUGAUCGACUCAGUGUGCUCGAGAAAUGUCCCGCUCAAUCGAGCAUUAUGGUUCACUAAAUGUGUUCUAUUUAGCGAAUUGCUAGCCUUGAGAAGAAAGCAUCAGGCGAGAUUGUCUGUAAGUGGACCAAUCCCUGGUUCUGAAUUCAACACGGUUGAAAAGUUUGAAAUCCAUUGGUUGCAGGAAUGGACUCAACAGGUCUGUGAUUACAUAUUGAAGUUCUCAAGGGAGAUGGUCCACAUUACUACACCCGAGAAGAAGGAACAUUAUAUGAAUAAACUAACGUAUUUGCUCACAUAUGUCCAAUCUUUAUACGUCGAGUGUCUUGUUGACAAGACGUUCUUCUUGUCGGUGAUUUUCAAAUCCUUGAAGGAUGGCUUACCCUUGGAGGUUAAGCAUAUCAAUGAGCUUGUAUUUACCAGUAAUGAUGAUGAGAAACUAACAGAAACGUGGAUUGACGAGAUUGAUCUUAACUAUGGACAACGGUUAGUAUCACUUACUUUAAUUAAAAUCUUUUGGAAAGACAUUUUAAAGACGGACUAUUUGUGCAAGGAAUUGAGUGAAUUAUUAUUGCUUAACCACUUGUUUAUUAACCGGAUAUCCAGUUUGGAAUCCCAUUCAUAUCACCAUAAAUUUGCCUUGCCGGAAACAUUAGCUCAGAAUGUCCUUGAAAUGAUCUCAAAUACCGUAAUUUACCUAUUCAAAUACAACACAAAUGUGUUUAUAAUACCAAAGUAUUGGAUCCUAUUGCAAGAUCCAUUGGUGAAGAUAAUGGUGGAACACGGUGAAUCACAAUUAGAAAAUGAGCAAGAUGAAAUCAAAAAUCAACUUGAACUUAUCAAGUAUCGUAAUGAGAGCUUGAUAUUGAAUUUGAAACAUGUAGCUGAACACAAACAACCUAAGGUACGUGCCCGAAGUAACUCCUUUUCCAACAUGACACCUAUUGAGAAUGAUAUCAAUACAUUUAUGAACAGAGACACCAAUGAUAUACUACGAAUCUUGUGUUGUUUGGAUAGAGUCAAGCUAAAUAACGAUCUUGCCUCAUUAUUGAAGCCUACAACUCAUGGAAUUAGAAAAACUGGAUGUCCCAACUGGAGAAUCAAUUUGCGACUUGUAUUGUUUUGGUGUAUCACCCCGUAUAGAAGCCACAAGAAUUCAAGUGAAGGAAUAUUGAUUGUUUGUAAUUUCUUAAAGAAGCAUAUCCUACAAAGCUUACAUGGAAGUAUUCGAACUGAAUUUGAAACUGAGUUGCUUGAAAUUAUCUACCAGAUUGCCGAGUCUUAUGAACUGUUGUUUGUCAAGUACAACUUGUACGUUUUAAUCAAUGAAUUAUAUCAAUUGAAAGUCUUGACUAUUGCUUCAUAUUUGAGAAAGUUGAUUGCUUCUGGAAUCUUCUUUUUGGCGCCAGGUACAACGGAAGAUCUUUCUAACUUACCGCCCGUGGUCAAGAUCCACUUGGAUAUUUUACAGAGCUUACCAGUGUUGAAUAAUCGACAAUGUGAUAGCAUUUUAAAGAAGUGGACUCCAGAAGGGUUCAAUUUUAAGGAUAAGUUUGAUAGAGGACAGCAGAUUUUGCAAACUGAAAUUAUUGACAGACUUGUGAAUAACACAUUCAAUGUGAAUAUCGAAUCUAACUGGAACUAUAUUAAAUCGCUUAAUGUGGGAUUAAAGUUUUUAUUGGUGAAUUGGAUAACUAAUGUGUUGAAAACAACAUUGAACGACUCGCCCAAGUUGAUCCAUUUCGACCCAGUAGUCAUUGCUAACUUGUACAUGUUUUAUUCAAAUUGCGAUAAUCUCACUGUGUUUUUCAAAGUGUUGGUCAAGACAAUACUUAGAAAUGAAGGUGGGAUGAUUAUUUUCUAUCUUGAUUCAUUAUAUUUCAUUGCCAAGUUAGUUAUUCAUCAUUUCAAGUUGAUAAAAUCAUUAGCGGGAAGUAACGACUUAUCAUCAACCGGUUAUGAAUUGUUUAAAUUGAUAGUGACAACGUACAAGGAUUUAAGUCAACGAGAAUACAACUAUUUCCUGUUCAAUCAAGUAUGGAAUUUCAUUGAUGAUGUUAUCGAAAAGGAAUAUCAUGAAAAGGCAAAGAGGAGUAAAGUUUUGGAGAACCAGUUGUUUUCCAAAGAUACUAUGGAUACACCGAUGAAUAUCAAUACCGUGGAUGUGCAUCUGAAGAGCAGCAGUAGUUCUGAUAGAUACACCUCGGCUGAUUUUAGGAAUGAUUUAGAAACACUUCGUAAUUCUCGUGUGCAAGCACUAGACCCUCUGGAAGUUCAGGAUACUUUGGAUACUUUAAAUUUGGAAAUUUCUGAAUUGUCAUUGAGUGAAGCAGUAACUGCUCAAUUAGAGUACUUGUUCAAACAGGGAAUUUCACAAGAUCAGGAGAAUUUAAUCAUUAAAUUGCUAUUCAAUGCAAGAAUAUCACUCAAGGAGGAUGGUUCAUUUAACGAAUUGGUUAGACAGUUUGUUAUGAACGUGAUGCAAUCAGAAGCAGACUUUAACAUUAAAGCUAACUUCUUGAAGAAAUUGGUGAUUUCUGAAAUUUUCAAGAUGAACGACCUUGUAUCAUUCUGUCAAACAGAGUCGCAGGCUGGUCCAUUAGUUAUGGACGUAAUUAUUGGUAAUGAAGGUGAAGCUGCAAACUUGGCGCCUAAUGAAUCACUAGGGUUGAGCAUACACCGUGUUACAUUCAGAGAGAAAUCUAUGGCCAAUUUCAUAAGUAUUCUUCUGAAGGAAUUAUUAAAGGGUUCUAUUUUCCAUUCUGACUUGAUGGCAAAGCAUAAGGAAUCAAUGUUGAAAUAUAUUCACGAUGCAUUAAUUAUCCAUCCCAAAUUAUUAUUUGAGGAAUUGUUUGUGAAACUAUCCAAGGAGGACUGUAUAGACCUUUUGAAUUUGUUGCUUGGAAGAGAGCACACUACCUUUAUUCGUCAAUUGUCAGAUUUUGAGAUCUUAACUCCUGAUAUUAACGAGUUUAAUUUGCCCAUUGUUCAAAUGUUGAUCAAGAUAAUCAGUUACUAUGAACUUAACAAUCUGGAUGAUAUUCGUCAGAAAUUAGAAUUGUUACUCGGUACACUAAUUUCCAAAUGUGAAUUCAAGUUUUCAGCCAGUAAUUCGUUUUUUGGAGAAUUGUUUAGUUUUAUUUCUUGGGAACACAAGAUUUUUAUUUUAGAUAUCAUUGAAACUGAAUUUUUAACCAACACCAAGUUUGAAGAAACAAUCAGUUUGGACAAUGGCAGGGAUUUGUUACCUCCGUUCAGUGACUUCUUUAACAAGUUUUCAUUAUCUUCGGCAAACACGGUUGAUUGUUCGCCUGUGUUCUUUACCAAUCUUUGUGAGUUUCUCACAAAGUUAACGAAAGCGGUCAAUACACCACACCUAUUCACCGACAGCUUAUCCACCUCGAUAUUGAUAUUCUUACGAAUCUUGAUUAUACAUAAUCUGGCAUUGUGCAAGCUUAUUUCAAUAGGACAGGAAACUCAUGUUUUAUUUAUUCAGAAUUUGCUUGCUAUUUUACAUUCCCAGUUCCUUGGAUCUCAUGAAAAGCUUCGGAUCUUGCUUUAUGACUUGUUGUUGUUGAUGAAAUCGUCAGUUACACAAGAAUUAACCAAUGCUAUGGAGCCAGAUCAUGAAGGGACGUCUCCGGGGUUUUCCUCGAGUGCUCCGUCUGAUGAUUCGAAGAAGAACGGGUCUGUGCCUAUUGUGCCAUCCAUGCUGAUUCAACGGGUGUUUGAAUUGCCGGAUGAGCCCAAAGACGACAAUCCAUUCAAGGACAACAUAGAUGAGCUGCUUGUUCAAUGUGCUCUUAUGCUAGACGACGAAGAGUUGAACCAUGGUGGUGAUGUCCAUGCUUUUAACGACAGCGGCUUGGUUCUUUUGCAAGCAAGACCGCAUUCGGUAUCAUUGCCGUUUGGAAUACUAAAUAACAACGAGAAAGUAAGUAAUGAAAUCAAGAUGGUUAAAUUUAGAAGCUUUGAGAUCUUGGAAGAUACCAGCUCGGCAUUGAAUGACGGGUGUGUCAAUUUACAAUUAUUGGAUGCUUACACUACUAGAGAGAAUCCUCCAUAG